CGCCUACACACCACAGUGAUCAGAUUACCCUCUUGCACCACGCCAUGCUGCGUCCUGCGCCGCUUGCCUCUUCCGUGUCUCGCUCCCCUCCCCUCCCCUCCCCUCGCCGCGCCUCGCUCUUUAAUUUCCAGCGUCCCCGUCCUCUUUUCUUCGUCUUCUUCACCAAGCCUGCUCUGCUCUCCCCUUCUCUUCCCCCUUGUCUUACUUGAACCGUCUCCCUCUGCUUGACCCAGCUGCCUUGACCACGCACCGUUUCUUGGUUCCGCAUUGCGCGCGCUCCCGAGCACCCAGCGGCCAUGAUCACCGCGGCGGACCUCUACCACGUGCUCACGGCCGUCGUGCCGCUCUACGUCGCCAUGACGCUCGCCUACGGCUCCGUGCGCUGGUGGCGCAUCUUCACCCCCGACCAGUGCUCCGGGAUCAACCGCUUCGUCGCGCUCUUCGCCGUCCCGCUCCUCUCCUUCCACUUCAUCUCCUCCAACGACCCCUUCGCCAUGAACCUCCGCUUCCUCGCCGCCGACACGCUGCAGAAGCUCGCCGUCCUCGCGCUCCUCGGCCUCUGGUGCCGCCUCGGUAACGGCUCCCUCGACUGGCUCAUCACCCUCUUCUCCCUCUCCACGCUCCCCAACACGCUCGUCAUGGGCAUCCCGCUGCUCCGGGGCAUGUACGGCCCAGCCAGCGCCGGCACCCUCAUGGUGCAGAUCGUCGUGCUCCAGUGCAUCAUCUGGUACACCCUCAUGCUCUUCCUCUUCGAGUACCGCGGCGCCAAGAUGCUCGUCAUGGAGCAGUUCCCCGACACCGCCGCCGACAUCGUCUCCUUCCGCGUCGACUCCGACGUCGUCUCCCUCGCCGCCGGAGGCGGGGCCGACCUGCAGGCGGAGGCCGAGGUCGGGGAGGACGGCAGGAUGCGGGUCACCGUGCGCAAGUCCACCAGCUCCCGCUCCGAGGCCGCCUGCUCCCACUCGCACUCCCACUCCCACUCGCAGUCCAUGCAGCCGCGCGUCUCCAACCUCUCCGGCGUCGAGAUAUACUCGCUGCAGUCGUCCAGGAACCCCACGCCGCGGGGCUCCAGCUUCAACCACGCCGAGUUCUUCAACAUCGUCGGCGGCGCCAAGGGGGACGAGGAGAAGGGCUCCGCCGGGGCUGGCAACGGCACCGGCGGCCACUCGCCCCAGCCGCUGCCGCAGGCAUUGGCCGGGAAGCGCAAGGACCUGCACAUGUUCGUCUGGAGCUCCAGCGCCUCGCCGGUCUCUGAGCGCGCUGCAGGCGGUGCCAUGCAUGUCUUCGGCGGUGGCGCCGACCAUGGCGACGUCCUCGCCAAAGGUGCUCAGGCCUACGACGAGUACGGCCGCGGCGGCGGCGACGACUUCAGCUUCAGGAACAAGAACGGCGGCGUGGCGAACGUGGACGGGCCGACGCUGGCCAAGCUGGGGUCCAACUCGACCGCGCAGCUGCACCCCAAGGACGACGGCGAGGAGAGGGCGGCCGCGAUGCCGCCGGCGAGCGUGAUGACGAGGCUCAUCCUGAUCAUGGUGUGGAGGAAGCUGAUCAGGAACCCAAACACCUACUCCAGCCUCAUCGGCGUCGUCUGGUCCCUCGUCUCCUACAGGUGGGGGAUUGAGAUGCCGGCGAUCAUCGCCAAGUCGAUUUCGAUCUUGUCGGAUGCAGGGCUUGGGAUGGCCAUGUUCAGCCUAGGGUUGUUCAUGGCGUUGCAGCCCCGGAUCAUCGCCUGCGGGAACAAGCUGGCGUCGUACGCGAUGGCUGUGAGGUUCCUGGUCGGCCCAGCGGUGAUGGCCGCCGCCUCUCUGGCUGUUGGGUUGCGCGGGGUUCUUCUGCACAUCGCCAUUGUUCAGGCUGCUCUUCCGCAAGGAAUCGUGCCCUUCGUGUUCGCCAAGGAGUACAACGUACAUCCCAACAUUCUCAGCACAGCCGUGAUCUUCGGGAUGCUGAUCGCCCUCCCCAUCACACUGGUCUACUACAUACUGCUGGGCCUCUGAACUCUCAGCUCAGCUCAACCGGGUGCCACUGACAGCAGCAUCAUUCAGUACCGGUGCUCUAGUAGUAGUAGUAUCGUUUCCUUUUGCUUGCUUGGUUGAUCCCAAAUUAGAAUGCAGUACUAGUAGUAAACGUAGGUGAUUUUAGGUUGGGAUGGAAGCAUUAGAACUCUGAUGGAAGGAGUCGGUUUAGUAGAGAUAGUAGAAAGCGGAUUAGCGCCAACUAACGUUAAGUCUGGCUAAUUUGUAAGGCAUUGAUCAGAUCUAUCAUUGAGAUUUGUAACUCUUUCACUUCGUCUUCAUUCAUCUAUCGUAUGGGAUUUCCUUCAA
Aegilops tauschii subsp. strangulata is the source of this 2324-nucleotide messenger RNA. Its product is annotated as probable auxin efflux carrier component 1b. Gene Ontology annotation, molecular function: auxin efflux transmembrane transporter activity. Gene Ontology annotation, cellular component: plasma membrane; endoplasmic reticulum. Gene Ontology annotation, biological process: auxin polar transport; auxin export across the plasma membrane. Lineage: Eukaryota; Viridiplantae; Streptophyta; Magnoliopsida; Poales; Poaceae. The record is from RefSeq and is a predicted model, not a curated record.